AUGUCAAUCGAUAAGGCGGAUCCUGCGCAACACCAAAACAACAACAAUCAUCUCAAUGGCCUAAACGGUCACCCUCGGGACGAGACCGACUCUCUCGUUGGCUCAAGCCCUGAAGGCGAUCAUCACCCUGCGAUAACCUCUGCCAAUGCCACCCAAGAGCCUCAGCAGCCUAAGAGGAAGGGCGGCCGCAAACCUAUCUAUGCGACUUCCGAAGAGCGAAAGCAGAGGAACCGACAGGCUCAAGCUGCUUUCCGAGAACGUCGAACUGAAUACAUAAAACAACUCGAAGAGACCAUCCGUGUCCAUGAGUCCAACCUUCAUAACCUCCAGGCGGCCCACCGCACUGCUGCCGAUGAGUGUUUGAUGCUUCGAUACAAGAAUUCGCUUCUUGAGCGUAUUCUUCUUGAAAAGGGAAUCGAUGUUCAGGCUGAGCUUCGUGCAAAGACCGGUAGCCCCAAUCUGGGACCAACUCAUAUGCCUCAGAACAUAGUUCAGCCGCCCCCAAUCCAGCGUGCUAUUAUGAACCGUCAUCACCAAUCUCGUCGAUCAAACUCGAAUAUCGCUCCCAAGGCUGAGCCUGUCCCGGUACUGCCGCCGCCGCUUCAACCACACUCGAAUGCUGCCUCACCUAAGAACCGCCCAACUCCAUCGUCGCACUCCAACUCGCCAAGCAACACCGGUUCCGCCUUCUCACCCGCUGCUUCCGAUAACAUGUCAAUGCGAGGUUCCAUGACAAGUAUGUCACGACAGCAGAUGCCUCAACAGCCACAUCAACCACAGCAGCAACAGCAGCAGCAGAUGCCCCAGAAUACACAGGCCCCUCGACCUUCAAUGAUGCAGAACGGUGGUCGAGGACAGACUGGAUCUGGAGCUUCCUACUAUCCCACACCGGCUUUCCAAAACCACAUCGAGCAGCUUGGUAAGCCGUUUUCUCCAUCGUUUGAUAGACAACACACUAACACUGUACCUCCAGAGCAAGAAUAUGAUGCUCAAGCAGAUAUGAUUGACGAGCCUGAGAUUGAAACCCCUGCUGGUCAUGGAGGAUACCCUUCGGGCUACAGCGGCGAGAACCAACAGCCCAUGAUGAUGUCGCCUGCCUCCAGUGGACCCGGACACCAGAUGACACCAUCCCACGAGCCUGUUCAGCAACAGCAACAGCAGCCUCAGACCACCCACUCACAGUAUCCGUCGAUGACUCAGUUGUUGGACCAAAACGGCCUGGACUGGGAUCCUUUUGGAUUGAGUGCCAGCAUGGCGUUCCCCAACGGGCAGCAAUUCCAGUUUGAACAAGCCAAUAUGAGGUGA
Messenger RNA from Fusarium venenatum, 1305 nucleotides. Lineage: Eukaryota; Fungi; Ascomycota; Sordariomycetes; Hypocreales; Nectriaceae. The record is from RefSeq and is a predicted model, not a curated record.